Molecule: messenger RNA, 2897 nt
Organism: Acipenser ruthenus (sterlet)
Lineage: Eukaryota; Metazoa; Chordata; Actinopteri; Acipenseriformes; Acipenseridae
Product: cytokine receptor-like factor 3
Exons: 10
Coding region: 425-1753 (442 amino acids)
Molecular function (GO): protein binding
Source: RefSeq, a predicted model, not a curated record
AAACGUAGCGGGAAAGUGAUGAAGCGUCCUGAAAAUGACACGACGCAGACUCUGAUAGUGUGGACAGGACGCGGUCUUCAUUGGUAACACGGGGGCACCAGUGGAAAGCACGGAGAUGAUAAAUUGCUGACCAGUUGCACCUGUUUCUGAAGCCGGAUUCAAAGCUAUGGGAAGUCAUCUACGCUAAUACAACCGAAAAAAAAAUAGAAUACAGAAAAGAGCACAACCUAGUCUCCAGCAAAGGAGUCCCGCCUCUGCACAGUGCUAGCCCUCCUGUGAUUGUUCCCUCCAGCUGUCAGUCAGAGACCACGGUUCAGGUGGGGUUGCAGCGCGCAGAUGAUUGGCAGCUAUCUGUGCAGCUGCCUGAAAUACGGGAGGAUCCGUCACUUUGUGAAGAUUAUGAAUUUACUUUGACUCGGGCAGCAUGUCGAUCGAGGCAGAGGCUCUGCUGCAGGAGGCGAAGGAGAGCAUCGAGGCAGCGCAGAACUACAGGAGCGAGCUACAGCACCGAGUGCAGGGCCUGGACCUGGCGCGCCAGCAGAUCAAGGGCAGCGCGACGCAGACCAGGGCUGUCCUGGUGCAGCACUUCCAGGAGCUGCAGGGCACGGUCAGCAGGCUGCUGGAGGAGCGACUGGCUGCUCUGCUGCUGGAGGUGGACGCUAUCGAGCAGGACAGUGUCCGGCCGCUGGACGACUGCCAGAAACUGAUCGAGCAGGGGGUGAGCACGGCCGACGAGCUGCUCAGGGAAGGCGAGGCUGCUCUGCGCUGCGGGGUCGGAGAGCAGGACGACAAGCUGGGCAGCUUUACUAAAAAGGCUCUGCAGAUUCAACUGGACAGUCUGCCCGAGGUGCCGUCCCUUGCGGAGGUGUCCUGCCUGUCUGCUCAGCUCGACGACUCCCUGCUCCCCGCGGUGAAGGGCAGGAUCUGCACCCAUGGCAGUGUCGCGUCGCACCCUCCCGUGCAGAUCGACGAGCUGGUGGAGCGGCCGGGAGGGAUUCUUGUGCGCUGGUGUAAGGUGGACGACGACUUUGCCGCUCAGGACUACCGUCUCCAGUAUCGCAGGAGCGCGUCGAGCCACUUUGAGGACGCCUACGUGGGGCAGGACAGCGAGUACCUGGUGCUGCACCUGGACCCCCACACGGAGUACCUGUUCCGCGUGUGCGCGCGGGGCGACGGACGCUGGGAGUGGAGCCCCUGGAGCAUCCCCCAGACUGCCUGCACCACCCUCGCCCCCCACGAAUGGAGCCCGGGCAGUGAGGAGUACAGUCUGAGCAGCCGGAGGGACAUCGCAUUGAAAAACGACUCCCCGCUGUGUGGAGCUGGGGUCCUGUACUCGCAGGCCCCCACCUACUGCUGCAGACAGACCCUCACUUUCAAAAUUAUAAGCGCAGGUCAGCCAGACAAACGCGACAGUGUUGGAGUCUGUGUGGACCGUCGCAAUGGACAGGAUUCCCUACAGCGAGAUCAGGCUGUUUGCAUUACUACCAGUGGUGCUGUAUUUGUAAACGGCAAAGAAAUGACCAACCAGCUACCGGCCAUCUCGACUGGAUCUGCUGUGACUUUCGACAUGGAAGUGGUGAACGUGUUUCCUGUGAAUAUUAACAAUAACGAAGGGGCGAGCGUCAAGCUGAGGGUGACGAUUGGUUCAGGGAGCAGGGAGGUGGUGUUCGAUUGGUUACUGGAGCAGGUGUGUGAAGGGCUUUUCUUUGGGUGCUCCUUCACACACCCAGGCUGGAAAGUGUUUGUGUUUUAAUCCCUUCAUGUUUACCAAACCCACUUUCACUCGAUUUACUAACUGGUUCUACAGGAAUUGUAGGUUCACUUGAACAUUGAGGUAGAUAUGACAUUAGAAUUGUUGCCUUAAGUCUCCUAUAAAAACAUUAAAAGCAAUCUACAUUUACUUACUGUUGACCAUGUUUUGUGAACUAAAGGUUUAAGAAUUUGGUAAUUUUCACCUUUAGCAUCAGUAAUGGGGUGUUAAGAGUGGUAGAAUUAAAACCAGGCUGUGCAUCUUCAUUUUUGAGAAACUGCAGACUGUAAAAACAUCACUGGGUUACCUUUUUCAUUUUCUAAGACUUGUUUAGCAAAUACCUUGUCUUUCUGUCAGUGUGACUGUACAAGUGGUUGGUAGUAACAGGGUUUUCAUUUUCUGCAAGGAAUCAGAAAGAUGCCACAACCCCUAAACUCCUUGCAUGCUUUAACAAUUUUUUUUUUCUUUUGCCGAAUGCCCAUGUUCAUUUUUCUUGUCCAGACAAUCUUUACAGUAUUUAAAAACAAAAACAAGAAAAAACCUUCUAGCUUUUGGCACAUCAACAAACUAGUAGUGAACAAAUGGUUGUGAAAAUGAAACAAACAAAAAAAAAAGAGCUAGAAAUCAAAAGUGCUUGUCCAUAAUAAUUUCACUCUGAGGUUAAUGAAGCAUUUAUACAGAAUCUAGGGUAGGAAGGGGCUGUCUGCUUUGCAAUGGAUUUUGUUAUUUCUACAAUACCGGGCUCAAUAAAAAAAAAAAAAAAAAAAUUAGAUCAAAAUCAUUUAAGUUUGGAUUGACAAAGCACUUAAUUAUAUCCCAUUUCAUAUAAUGCUGUAUUCACAAACCAAUAACACACUAGAAAUACAGAGAACUGCAUUUGAUUUACUGGUCUUUUGCAUUGGCAAAAUUGGGACUUGAUUAAUAUGCACCUUUUAAAAUGAACAAAAAAGUACUGCUGUGAACUGUGAGAAGUGGCUAUUUAUCCAGACCUUGGGUUUUACUUGUCUGUACUUUUCCUUGUGAAACAAUGUAAAUGGUUAUAGUAUUGUUAACUUACCUCAUGGGUUAAGCAGCAGAAUGUGCUUGGUAAAUAUUCGUAUGAAAGCUGUAUUGUCAACAUUUAAAUAAAUAUUUUAAAAAAAGGGAA